AUGAUCUCCGUCACCGAAUGGCAGAAGAUUGGCGUGGGCAUCACCGGCUUCGGCGCCUUCUUCAUCCUCCUGGGAGUGCUCCUGUACUUCGACUCCGUGCUCCUGGCCUUCGGGAACCUGCUGUUCCUGACUGGCCUGUCCCUCAUCAUCGGCCUGAGGAAGACGCUCUUUUUCUUCUUCCAGCGGCACAAGCUCAAGGGCACCAGCUUCUUCCUGGGGGGGGUGGUGGUGGUGCUCCUGCGCUGGCCCCUCCUGGGCAUGUUCCUGGAAACCUACGGCUUCUUCAGCCUCUUCCGGGGCUUCUUCCCUGUGGCCUUUGGCUUCCUGGGCAAUGCCUUCAACAUCCCCUUCCUGAGUGAGCUGUUCCGGAGGUUCCAGGGCUCCAGCUCGAUGGUCUGA
Pipistrellus nathusii (Nathusius's pipistrelle) is the source of this 399-nucleotide messenger RNA. The record is from the annotation of a GenBank genome assembly. Lineage: Eukaryota; Metazoa; Chordata; Mammalia; Chiroptera; Vespertilionidae.